This is a messenger RNA of Vittaforma corneae ATCC 50505, 765 nucleotides long. RefSeq lists its product as uncharacterized. The transcript has a single exon. The record is from RefSeq and is a predicted model, not a curated record. Bases 1 to 765 code for a protein of 254 amino acids. NCBI's taxonomy places the organism in Eukaryota, Fungi, Microsporidia, Nosematidae.
AUGUUUUUCUAUUCUUCCCUGCUAUUUACUUUCUUGUGUUCUCUUCUUGCCUAUUUUCUCAUUCAAAGAAUCAAAUCACGACUAACAAAAGAAUCAGAGGCAAGAAGGUUCAACAUGCAGCUCAAAAGCACAUAUUUUCCUAAUUAUUUCCAGGCAAUUGAUGUUUAUAGUCUUUCUGGUGAAUCGGUGAACAAUGAAGAUAAAAAAGUGGUAUCCAAUCUACCAAAAAACGUGGUGACACUGUUUACCACCACUACUCUGAGAAGUAGAUGUGAUAUUUAUGCGUUGCUAUACACUGAUGGCAUUUCUACUUUCCACAUCAACCUUGACUUUGCAAUACGUGCUCCCUGUUUCUACAUUUACAAAAAGUCUAUUCCCUUUAUCCAUGUUGGAAAGACGUUUAGCAAACCAUUCCUUCUGAACAAGUCAAAGUAUCAUGUUUAUGGAAAUAUCUCCGACAUUCUACAUGACUUUAUUUGUAAGUUUGAUGUUGAGUAUUUCUAUUCUAGCUAUCUUCCAACCACUUGUUCGGAAAACGAAAAGAAGUGCAGCACUGUCGAACUCAAGGCAAGACUUGACUCUGUUGAUGGUGAGUUCUUGUGUAUGUUUUUAAAAAUAUUCUCUCAUGUUGAAUAUGAAAAUGAGAAUAAGUACCAAAGGAUUAUUAAGGAAUUUAGAUUAAUGAAAUCUCAAGAAGAAGCAUAUGAAAAUUUAGGCUUUCUGCAGAAAUUAGACAAGUAUCUUUAUGACACUAAGAAUAAAUAA